Messenger RNA from Trifolium pratense (red clover), 998 nucleotides. Its product is annotated as polyadenylate-binding protein 2-like. The coding region runs from base 112 to 711 and encodes 199 amino acids. The record is from RefSeq and is a predicted model, not a curated record. The transcript is spliced from 6 exons. Gene Ontology annotation, molecular function: RNA binding. NCBI's taxonomy places the organism in Eukaryota, Viridiplantae, Streptophyta, Magnoliopsida, Fabales, Fabaceae.
AUAUUUUUUUUGUUGCAUUAAUGAAAACAGAACCUUAAAAGGGAGGAAUUGUAGAAGAACUGAAGGGAUUGGAACCGCGGGUGACGACGCCGCACCUUCUGCGACGGAGACAUGGAAAACGAUGACGUUGAUAUGCUCGGCGCCGAUAACAACGAAGCCGAUUUGGAUGACAUGAAGAAGCGGUUGAAGGAAAUGGAAGAUGAAGCUGCUGCUUUGCGGGAGAUGCAGGCAAAGGUUGAGAAAGAGAUGGGAUCUGUCCAAGAUCCCGCUAAUGCUUCUGCAAGUCAGAUUAAUAGGGAGGAAGUAGAUUCUCGGUCAAUCUUUGUGGGCAAUGUGGACUAUGCAUGUACUCCCGAAGAAGUGCAGCAGCAUUUCCAAUCGUGUGGAACAGUAAACCGAGUCACCAUUCGCACUGAUAAGUUUGGCCAACCCAAAGGUUAUGCUUAUGUAGAAUUUGUUGAAGUGGAAGCUGUUCAAGAGGCUCUUUCGCUGAAUGAAUCUGAACUGCAUGGACGUCAAUUGAAGGUAACUGCUAAAAGGACCAAUGUACCUGGGAUGAAGCAAUUUCGUCCCCGCCGUCCUAGUAAUCCUUACAUGGGAUUUCGAGGCAGAACUCCAUAUGCACCUCCUUUUGCCUAUGCCCCUGCUCCUUAUGGAUAUGGAAAGGUUCCAAGGUUCAGAAUGGGGAUGCGUUACAGCCCCUACUAUUGAAUGCCAAAUUCUGGUGAAAUGGAUUUAUUGAUUGUUGGAUGGACAUAAUACCCUACUCCCCCUCCCUCACAUGUUAUCAUGGCUACUGAUGUUUUGGCUUAUAAUGAGAGUACUGUUGGACCGCCUAGACUGAGGUGGUUUGUCCUGUGAGGAUGAUUGAACACAUUUAACGGUGAACCUUGUAAACUUGUGGUGUUUUCUUAUGGUUUUGCUUUAGUGUUUAUAUAUAAAUUCAAAUGCUCUUUGUAAAAUUAUCCAUAGUAAACACAGCUUAAUAUAUAUUCUCA